AUGGGACCAUACAGUCAAGCUGUUCAAGUUGAUAAAACACUUUAUAUAUCAGGAAGUAUUGGAAUUGAUCCUAAAAGUGGUAAUUUUGUUGGUAGUACUGUCUCCGAUCAAGCACGCCAAGCCUUGAAAAAUAUUGGUGAAAUAUUAAAAGACGCUAAUUGCUCAUAUCGCAAUGUUGUUAAAACAACAGUAUUUCUACAAGAUAUGAAUGAUUUUUCAGCUAUGAACGAAGUAUAUCAAGAAGUAUUUUCGGAACGAUAUCCAGCGCGAUCAACAAUUCAAGUAGCUGCCCUACCAAAAAGUGCAAAAGUUGAAAUUGAAGCUAUUGCUAUUGUUGGUGAUAUUAAAGACGAAUAA
Didymodactylos carnosus is the source of this 357-nucleotide messenger RNA. Lineage: Eukaryota; Metazoa; Rotifera; Eurotatoria; Philodinida; Philodinidae. The record is from the annotation of a GenBank genome assembly.